AUGUUGGGAAGAGCUCACAAUGCUUUCGAGGCCAAGCCGCCACAGCCUCGGAUCCCCCCUUUAGCGAAACAACUUUUCCCAUCGAGCAGCCCGGUUCAACAUGCCAAUAUCCAAGACUCUUUCAAGAGGACGAGUCAGCCAAGUCACAAAUCCGACACACCAGUGUCUUCAAUUCCACAUCAAAAAGGUGCUUCAGUGACUAGCUUGACUGCAUCUCGUCCCAAAGCGCCUUCGAAAGUUCCGAUGGCCUCCCUAUACAACCAACCCGAUUCUUUUCAAGACAGCCCAGAUGAUCUUGUCGAGAUUGGCAGCCGAGCCAAAACAGCUGUUGCGACAGAGGUUCUCUUCUUUGAAGAUGAUUUUAGCGACGACACAGACCUCGACCUCGAUUACCAAGAGCCUACAAAGCUACCCCUACCCCCACCGACGAUCAGCCAGAAGCCUUCGAACGAAAUCCAUGAGACUACCAUACCUUUCUCUUCACGCUCAGAGAAUAUUGUUCCAUGGUCUUCCUCACCGCCCUCUCAUAUGCUGCCGUCCCAUUCACUUUCGACCCGAAUUGCGCUUAGUACAAGAACUAGCAAACGCUCGUCACUCGGAGAGGCGGAGUUGCCGCCUCCGAAGAAGCGGAGUUUGCCCAGGGACUGGACAGCGCAACCUCGCGAUGAUAGCAAGCUUGGGCUGCAUGGCGAAUCCACCCCAGCGCGAAAGAUAAAAGAUCCCAUGCCCUGGAAUACGACUGCCAGUGCCGUAAAGGCUCAAAAGAAGCAUCACAAGGACACUCUCAAGAGGUCUGGGACAAAUGAAGAAUAUACCAUGGAGGAAGUGCGUGCUGUGACGGCAAUGGAUUCCGAGCGUGUCAAGGGUAUUAGUCUCAGCAAAGAACAGGAACGCGUGCAGGACCUUGUUGUAAACAAAGGUCAGAGCGUCUUCUUCACCGGGCCAGCUGGUACCGGAAAGUCGGUUUUGAUGCGAUCAAUUGUUGCGGAGCUCAGAAAGAAGUUCGCCAAGGACCCGGAACGAUUGGCGGUCACCGCUUCAACUGGCCUCGCAGCUUGCAACAUUGGCGGCCAGACACUCCACAGCUUUUCUGGCAUAGGGCUUGGCAAGGAGGAAGUUCCUGUCCUUGUCAAAAAGAUCAGGAGGAAUCCCAAGGCGAAGAAUCGCUGGCUGAGGACAAAGGUGUUGAUCUUAGACGAGGUCUCAAUGGUAGAUGGAGAUCUUUUCGACAAGCUGUCAGCCAUUGGCAGGCAGCUUCGCAACAAUGGUCGACCCUGGGGUGGCAUUCAACUAGUCAUCACGGGCGACUUUUUCCAGCUACCGCCUGUGCCGGAUACGGGUGGUGGGAAGAGGGAAUCCAAGUUCGCCUUCGAUGCCGCCACCUGGAACACCUCGAUCGAUCAUACAAUCGGCCUCACACAGGUCUUCCGCCAAAAAGACCCAGUGUUUGCAGGCAUGCUUAACGAAAUGCGCCUAGGCGUCAUCACGGACGAAACAGUACGAGCCUUCAAGGCCCUCUCGAGACCUAUUAUGUCAAACGAUGACCUCGACUUGGAAACAACAGAGCUCUUCCCGACAAGACAGGAAGUUGAAGGAUCCAAUCAGACUCGACUACGAAAUCUCCCUGGUAAGGCUAAGCGGUACGACGCGCACGAAACUGGCGACCCACAGCUUCGGGAGAAACUUCUGGCGAAUGUCAUGGCACCAAAAAGCAUUGAGCUGAAGGUGGGAGCUCAGGUGAUGCUGGUCAAGAAUAUGGAUGAGACGCUUGUCAACGGUUCACUUGGAAGGGUCCGAGGUUUCAUGACCGAGUCCAUGUUCGAACUAAAGAACGACACUGCCUUCGGAACAGACGACGAGGGUGCGCCUGAUGCAAAGGUGCAGAACAGGAUCAAGGCCUUCACCCGCGAACUCGAGGAAAGCAGGACGGGCGCCACGGAAUAUCCUGUUGUAGAGUUCUCCGCUUCGGACGGUACGCACAGAACCAUACUCUGCAUUGGUGAAGAGUACAAAGUUGAGAACGCCGCUGGUGAAGUCCAAGCCUGCCGUCGACAGAUCCCGCUUAUAUUGGCCUGGGCGCUUUCAAUACACAAGGCACAAGGGCAGACACUAGAAAGAGUUAAGGUCGACCUUGGCAAGGUAUUCGAGAAGGGCCAGGCAUAUGUAGCUCUCAGUCGAGCCACCACGCAACAGGGUCUUCAGGUGCUGCGGUUCGAGAAGCACAAGGUAAUGGCUCAUCCUCGGGUCGUCAACUUUUACAACAACUUGUACAGCAUCGAUGAGGCGAUGGCAAAGAAGCCUGCUGUUACCGUGGCCAGUAUUUUCUCUGCUCCUAAAGCCAAGGAGCUUGGAAGCCGAUCGACUUUUCAGACCAAUAUCAGGCCCACUGUCCAGAAGCCCAUACCAAGGGCGGUGGGAAGUGCAAGGGCACCCAUCACUCUCGGUGAUGAUGAUGAUGACGAGGAUGCCAUGGCUGAGGUUUAUGGGCAUUGACACGCUUUUCUUUUCUUUUGUCGCUUGGUAUGCAUAAUAGUUGGCGUUACUUUGUGUUCCUGCUGGCUGUUGCAUCGGGUAUGUGACUAGCUAGAUGGGCACAGUACAAAACUCUCACUUACUUUGUAGUCGCCAGCAUUCUGGUUUGAUGAUGGUACACAUCGGAAACGGAGGGAAGGAUUGGCUUGCUAUGUACUCGUUCUCCCAAGUUCAGGUAUAACGGAUGCGCCUGAUGAUGACCAAUGUUGUUUAUC
This is a messenger RNA of Verticillium dahliae VdLs.17, 2747 nucleotides long. Its product is annotated as DNA repair and recombination protein pif1. The record is from RefSeq and is a predicted model, not a curated record. NCBI's taxonomy places the organism in Eukaryota, Fungi, Ascomycota, Sordariomycetes, Glomerellales, Plectosphaerellaceae. The transcript has 2 exons. Gene Ontology annotation, biological process: telomere maintenance; DNA repair. Gene Ontology annotation, molecular function: ATP hydrolysis activity; DNA helicase activity. The coding region runs from base 1 to 2493 and encodes 830 amino acids.